AUGAGGCUGUCCUGGAUUGUGCCCAUAGUUCCUGAGGAAGACCAACGCUUUUCUUUCGAAGACAAAGUUGAGACUGUAGAGGACCUCAUAGGAAAGAAAUCGAACAUCUGCUACAAUGACAACUUGCUCUCUCUUGCAAGGUACAUGCAGUUACCUGUACAGUUCUGUCAGUUCAGAGACCCAAUUUUGGGGACACAAUGUAAUGGAAGGCCUCCUUUUCAUGUGCAAUUGAAAUCCAGAGGGACAGGUGUCAUUCUUGAAUGGGUUUGCACUCACGGCCACACAGUUUGGCACUGGAAUUCCCAGCCAGUCCUAAAAUUUGGCAUGCAAGGAGGCGAUUUCAUGCUGUCAACCAACAUUCUUCUCUCUGGCAACAACCACAGAAAAAUCCAUCUCCUCUUCAAUUUUAUGUGUAUGGGAAUGGUGGCUGAGAGUACAUUUUUUGCCAUACAGUCUGAAUACUGCCUAAAGCCUGUUGAGGAGUUUUGGGAAGAGAGUAGAGAGAGGGUGUUGAACAGGCUUCGACAAAAGACUGAAGUAGUUGUACUUGGUGAUGGCAGAAUGGACUCCCCAGGUCACUGUGCACAAUAUUGUACGUACACUAUGAUUGAGCUUGAGACUCGUGAUAUUGUGCACAUUGUGAGCGAGGACAAAAGGAAGUGUGGGAGGAAUUCCGUCAUCUUGGAGAAAGUCUGUUUUGAAAGUACAAUGGACUGCCUUCUCAACGAAAUCCCUAUCAAAGAAGUAGUGACGGAUGCUCACAGACAAAUAUCUGCCUUGCUCGAGCCAGUACGUGGAAAAUACAAGGAUUGGUCUUUAACUCAUUCGCUGGAUGUUUGGCAUGCUUCAAAAAAUCUUGGGAGGAAGCUCUGCGAAGCAGUAAAAGGCAGGGAAAAUUCUGUGCUGAUGUAUUGGGUCAAGGAUAUUGUGAACCAUUUCUGGUAUUGCUGUCAGCAUGCAACAACUGUAGAACAGUUUGAGAUGCUGUGGCAUGGUGUACUACAUCAUGUACGCAAUGAACACACAUGGGCCACAGGGUUCUGUGAGCAUGAGCCAUUGGAUGACAGCAGUCGAGAAAAGCCAGCAAGGUAA
Molecule: messenger RNA, 1092 nt
Organism: Misgurnus anguillicaudatus (oriental weatherfish)
Lineage: Eukaryota; Metazoa; Chordata; Actinopteri; Cypriniformes; Cobitidae
Source: RefSeq, a predicted model, not a curated record